Molecule: messenger RNA, 1349 nt
Organism: Brassica napus (rape)
Lineage: Eukaryota; Viridiplantae; Streptophyta; Magnoliopsida; Brassicales; Brassicaceae
Product: putative F-box/FBD/LRR-repeat protein At5g44960
Exons: 1
Coding region: 83-1069 (328 amino acids)
Molecular function (GO): protein binding
Source: RefSeq, a predicted model, not a curated record
UAUUUUUCUUUUAGCUAUAAGUAGAUAAACGUCCUACGAAUAAUAUAACUUAGAAACCCUAAGAGUUCCUUGUGCUCUAAGCAUGGUGGGUUGCGAUUGUAUCAGCGAGAUGCCAGAUUCUUUGCUAACUCAUAUACUCUCGUACCUUCCGACCAAAGAUACCGUUAGGACAAGUGUUUUGUCCAAGAGCUGGAGAUUUGUCUGGCUAGAGGUCACUUCAGAACUGGACUUAAACGCCGUUGACUUCCUCCGUUACGAAGACUCCUCCUCCUUGGUGAGUUUAUUGAACAACAGAUCGUUCCUACGAAAGUUCAAGAUCAAGUAUGAUGACUCUCCCCUAAGAAUAAAAAGAAAGCGUGGUAGUGAUUAUUCGAAAAAGGUUAACAACACUGGCAAAAGAGUCAUGGAGUGGAUAGCUGAAGCGGUUCAUCGCGGAGUUGAACACCUAGACGUAGUAAACAAGAUCACAUCUAGACGUGCUAUUGAUUUUAUGCCUAAGUAUCUAUACGUGAGCAAGACGUUAGUGUCUCUGAGUCUCGUAAACGUAGGGCUUGAGGAUCCCAAGUUUGAAGUUUCUCUACCUUGUCUCAAGAGUAUAUAUCUAGACAACGUUUGUUACAUGGGAGAUGAUGCUCUUGUGAUUAUGGAGAGGCUCAUCUCAGGGUCUCCCGUGUUGAAAACUCUUACCACGGACGUUCCUGUCUUAAAGAAGAAGCCACAGCAAACCGUAUUCAGAGAGGCGCCUUGGUGUUUGGAGCAUGUCAAGAUCAACAAACUGACAAUGAAGGAGGAGCACUAUGGGAUUAAACUAGUAAACUACUUUCUUGAGAAUUCGCCAGCCUUCAAGAAAAUGACAUCGAGCUUCAUAGGUUCCCGUAAUCAACCAAGGGAAGCUGGGAUUGAAAUUGUAAAUUACUUUCUUGAGAAUUCAGCAGCCCUCAAGAAAAUUACAUUGAGUUUCAGAGAUUCUGAUAUGACCAGUGAGGAGGCGGAGAGCUACAAGAAGCUUCUUACAUCCACAAAGCUUUCUCCCAUGAGUCAAAUCUCUUUGUCUAUUUCACAUGAGUAAAUAUAUCUUUCAUGAAAAGUGCAGUUACGCUUACUUUUUGAUAAAUAAAAAAGGCUUUCUAGGUUCAAGGCAAGACACAUAGAGUCUAUCUAUUGGAUGAUAAUGUACAUUCUAUAUGGAUUAUUUAUAGUCACAAAUAUCAUGAAUGAAUGAUUUGUUUAUGAGUUUUGUGAAAAUGAAAUCUGCAAGCUCUCUCAAAACUCAAAAGACAUCUGUAGAUAAAAUAAAAUAAAAAGAACUCCCUAAAAAAGGAAAACAAAAGACAAUCAUGAUUCCUGAA